Aethalodelphis obliquidens (Pacific white-sided dolphin) is the source of this 1920-nucleotide messenger RNA. RefSeq names its product zinc finger protein 79 (gene ZNF79). Bases 284 to 1783 code for a protein of 499 amino acids. Gene Ontology annotation, biological process: regulation of DNA-templated transcription. Gene Ontology annotation, molecular function: DNA-binding transcription factor activity, RNA polymerase II-specific; RNA polymerase II cis-regulatory region sequence-specific DNA binding. The record is from RefSeq and is a predicted model, not a curated record. Lineage: Eukaryota; Metazoa; Chordata; Mammalia; Artiodactyla; Delphinidae. The transcript is spliced from 5 exons.
GAGCUCACGCUGGUGGCGGGAGCCGGGAGCUUUCUCGCGUAGCUGGCAGCGGCUUUUUCACGUGGUGUUCUGCCUGAGACCGAGGCAGGUGCGCCACGGGCUCCCCAACCGAGGCCUGGCUGUGGCUGGGGAGACAGUGAAAGACCCGGCUGGACAGGCCGGACCGGGCUCAGCACCGCAGGCUCAGACCCGGCCUUUAAGGGGACAGGCCUGAGAGAAGAGCCCAGAGCGGGGCUGGCGCUCAGAAAACUGCUGGGAGGCGGUGGCGCGAGGUGGGACCCAAAUGCUGGAGGAAGGAGAGCCAGCUUCUCCAGAUCCUGCCCUUCCCCAAGAGGAAGGCACAGAAGAGGAAGGAAUGGCAGGUGAUCUCCUCACAGCUGGGCCCCAAGGAUCCACACCUUUCAACAGUGUGACUGUAGCUUUUACCCAGAAGGGAUGGAGGCAGUUGGCCCCUACUCCGAGGGACAGGUUCAAGAAAGGGAUGCCAGAAAAGUCCAGAAACCUGGUCCUACUGGGACUUCCAGUCUCCCAGCCUGGUAUGAACUCCCAGUUGGAACAAAGGGAAGGUUCAUGGAUGCUAGAGAGAGAAGGCCUAAGGAGUACCUGUCCAGAUUGGAAGAUGGUAUCUGAAUCACCACCUGAACAAGACAUUUCUGAAGAAUCAUUCCAAGACCCAAGUGUAGAGAUGCCCUCUGGGGAGUCAGAUCAUAGGAACAGUGAACUGGGGAAGAGCUUCAAUCUGAGACCAGUUCUUUCUCCACAGCAGAGAGUUCCUACAGAAGUGAGACCCCAUAAAUGUGAAACACACACAGAGAGCUUCAGGAAGAAUUCAGAUAUAAUUAAACCUCACAGAGCAAAGCCGUACAUAUGUAAUGAAUGUGGCAAAGCCUUCAGUUACUGUUCUUCCCUUUCUCAGCACCAGAAGAGCCACACUGGGGAGAAGCCAUAUGAGUGCAAUGAAUGCAGGAAGGCCUUCAGCCAGAGCUCAUCUCUUACUCAGCACCAGAGGAUUCACACCGGAGAGAAACCUUAUAAAUGCAGUGAAUGUGGAAGAGCCUUCAGCCAGAAUGCAAACCUUACAAAACACCAGCGAACUCAUACCGGAGAAAAGCCUUACAAAUGUAGUGAGUGUGAGAAAGCCUUCAGUGACUGUUCAGCCCUUGUUCAGCAUCAGAGAAUUCACACUGGAGAGAAGCCUUAUGAAUGCAGUGACUGUGGGAAGGCCUUCCGCCACAGUGCAAAUCUUACAAACCACCAGCGGACUCAUACAGGGGAGAAGCCCUACAAGUGCAGCGAAUGUGGGAAAGCCUUCAGCUACUGUGCGGCAUUUAUUCAGCACCAGAGAAUCCAUACAGGGGAGAAACCCUACAAAUGUAAUGCAUGUGGGAAGGCCUUCAGCCAGAGUGCAAACCUCACAAACCACCAGAGGACUCACACUGGAGAGAAACCCUACAAGUGCAGUGAGUGCGGGAAGGCCUUCAGCCAAAGCACAAACCUUAUAAUCCACCAAAAGACCCACACUGGGGAGAAGCCUUAUAAAUGUAAUGAAUGUGGGAAAUUCUUCAGUGAGAGCUCAGCCCUUAUACGACAUCAUAUAAUUCACACAGGAGAAAAACCCUAUGAGUGCAAUGAGUGUGGAAAGGCAUUUAACCAGAGCUCAUCCCUUAGUCAGCAUCAGAAAAUUCACACUGGUGUGAAACCUUAUGAAUGUAGUGAGUGUGGGAAGGCCUUCAGGUGUAGUUCAGCUUUCAUUAGACAUCAGAGACUCCAUGCUGGAGAGUAACUGGGAGCAUAACCAAAGUGGAUGGGGACCCGACAGGUAAUUUGAAAGCAUCUGGGGACAUCUGACUUUAAGUCUAGCUCAGAGCCACAUGCAAAAGCACCUUUAAUAAAUAGUCACUAUUUUACAUGUUGCUUCUG